This is a messenger RNA of Micromonas commoda, 3177 nucleotides long. RefSeq lists its product with no specific name. The transcript has a single exon. Bases 1 to 3177 code for a protein of 1058 amino acids. NCBI's taxonomy places the organism in Eukaryota, Viridiplantae, Chlorophyta, Mamiellophyceae, Mamiellales, Mamiellaceae. The record is from RefSeq and is a predicted model, not a curated record.
AUGGCGACGCCGUCCCCGCUCCGCGCGCUCGUCCUGGUGUUGGCGUUACUCGUGCGGCCGCUAGGGGCGGGCGGCGCGAACGAACCCACCGCUCCGUCGCCGGUCCUCGCCGCCGUCACCACCCCUUCCCCCGCGACCGCGCUCCUCGCGGUGCCCACCGCGGGAUGGGGCUGGGAACCCGACGCCCCGCCCGCGGGGUGGAACGCGUCGGCGGUCAAGAUCAGGCACGCGGUCCGCGCCUGGCGGGCCUCGCACACGCUCGCGGGUCCCCCGCCGCCGGCGACGCAGCUGGCGCCGCCGCCCUCGCCGCCGCCCUCGCCGCCGCUGCCGCCGUGCCUGGUCGCGUACGCCCCAUCUGACGGCACCGACGCGCCGAUGCGAUGUUCGAUGCCGUUGGCGGACCGAAACGUCGCGUUGAACGGGGGUGCUCGGCCGCUGACGAACGCGUCCGGCGGCACGGCGACGCACCCAGAGCGCGCGGUGGACUUCGCGGCGAGUACCACCUGGUACGAGUCCGAGGCGACUGACGGCGGGCAGUGGAUCGAAGCGGACCUCGGCGACGUUUUUAGAAUUGUGGAGAUCGUGGCGCGAUGGACCGAGGAGGCGUACACGCCGACGGGCGUGCGACUGAGCUACGGCCGUAAGAACGACGCGGUCAGCGACGUGCACGACCCGGGGUACGUCACGCGCGUGGUGCUCGGCGCGACGGGCGCGGGCGCCGACGUUUUGGGCCUCGACGUCGGACGCGACGACCCCAUCGUCAAAUCCGCGUCGCCCGACGGCCCCGUCGCGCACAGCUGGCGAGCGCCCGGGUUGAACACGAACGACGCGGGGUACGACCCGUCCGCGCCCUUCGCCGGCGCGGGGGUGGACGCGAGGACCGUGCGGGUGGAGGCGCUCGCGGUUGCGGCGGGGGGGAGUCGAAGGGUGCGGAUGGCGGACCUGAGAGUGUACGGGUACAAGUCGGGCGAGUUUCCCCCGUCGCCGCCGCCAGCUGUGUCUCCGCCGCCGCCGCCGCCGCCGCCGCCGCCGCCGCCGCCGCCGCCGAACCCCGACGUCGUCGUCGCCGAUGUCGUCGCCGGGUGCGACGAGGGCGACGGGUACGUCACGAGCGCGACGAGGGCGCGCACGACGGGGGGGGACGAACUCGGCGGCGACGAAGCGGCGGGGGCGAAAAAAAUCUGGAGGUUCGCGGCUGACCCGAUCUCGUUCCGUGCCAAGGCGGUGCUGGUGGCGUGGACGUGCGCGCCGGGUUUCGCGCCGAGCCGAACCGUCACGUACGCGAUACUGACCGCCGCGAACGCCCCGAACUUGGCGCUCGUUCCCCCCGGCGAAUCCGCCCAACGCGUCGACGUCGUGAACGAAAACGAAAACGACGGCAACAGCAACAACGACGGCAACAGCAACAACGACAGCAACAACGACAAGAACAACACGGUCGUCGCACCCGCGUCGCUGGAGUUUGCCGUGGAUCCGUCCGAGCUCGCGGGAGCGACGGACGCGACCGUGUUGGUGUCCGUGCGCGACGUCGCCGACCCGGACCGAGCCCCAACCCCGGAUUGCGACUCGAGCGGGUCCGAGCCCGAGCUCGCGUCGAAAGGGAUCACCCGCCUCUCGCUGGCGUCGCCUCAUUCGUCGUCCCCGCAUCUCCGCGCGUCAAUUCCCCUCGCCACGCUCGGGACGAUUCGCGUCGUCGCCGUGACGUGCCCGGGUGACGCCGACAAGGACGCGCGUACGAACGACGACGGAUUGGACCCGUCCGCGAGUGUAAGUUCGAUCCUUCGAGUGCGUUCGCCGACGAACGCGGGCGGCGCGAACGCCCCCGCGGAGGUGAGCGCGUCGCUCGCGCUCAGCGGCGGGGGCAUCGGCGUCGACGAGGCUAGGUCGGUGAACUCGCAGGAGCGGAUCCGGCGGGCGGUGGCGUGGUCGCUGAGGCGCGACGGGGGAUCGUACGGUAAGGCGGUCGUCGCGGAGGAUGUGUUCAUUCGAUCGAUUCGAUCGACGCGAGCGCGAAGCGACGGGGGCAAAAGGCGGGCGCUGCUGAGCCCUAACCCAAACCCAAACGCCGGCGUGAGCCUGGACGUGGUGUUGAGCGUGAGGGACGCGACGGAGGCUGACGCCGCCGCCGCCGCGCUGGAAUCUAUCGUCGCGUCCAACUCGCUGAAGAACUCGCUGGCGCUGGAGCAGAUCGUCGUCGCCGUGCACCUGGGCUCGUCCCCAGCCGUGCGUUACUCCGAAGCGGACGCGGCGAACUGCUCGCUGGUGCUCGGCGAGGUUGGACGGUGCGCGCGGGGCGACGCGGAGGGAGGGGGGGGGCAGGGUGAACGCGGAUGUCCGACCGUUACGACCGUUACGGACCUCGGCGGGCUCGGUUCCCCCGGGGCGGACGGCUCCGCCUCGCCCGCGCCGUGCGUAACGAUAAACGGCACGGGCACGGCGUUCUUCCGCGCUUCUUCUUCCGCGAACGACGCCCGAAACGAAACCUUCCUCGCGGACCUGUGGUCGGGUCUCAACGCCACCCUGAACCGCGCCUUAUCGGCGAAGACGUCGCCGUCGAACGGCACGUUGGUUCCGGGUGGUUCCGAGAGAGGGUCGGAGAAUGCUGCGUUUGAUUUCGCGGAGGCUUCGCCGUCAGUCGCCGGCGGAUGCCGCCGGUGGCGAAACGUCUCCGUCGCGGUGCCCACCGGGCGGUUCGGCGCGUGCGUCGUGGACGUUUCGUCGACGAGGGUUUUGGGCGCGGUCAUCGCCGCCGCCUGGGAGCCGUGCCCCGUCCUGGAAGUGGACGCGUUGUCGAUGGAUUCCUCGUCGUCCGCCGCCGUCGCUUACUCGUAUUGCCCCGCGCCCGACGGGCCGGGCGGUGACGGCUGGUUCGAUCCACGCGUCGCCGUCGCGUUCGCCGUCGCCGUCGGCGGCGUCGUCCUCGUCGCGGCGCCGGUGGUGUGGGUGCGGCGACGCCGGCGGGAGAUGGACGCGCGCGGGAUGGCCAUCGACUGGGAUAAAAUCGCGAUGGACGCCGAGUCGAUGGAUGAGCGUAGACGCGCGCGGCUGGAGACGCUGGGUUUGUGGCCCGGCGGGGUGGGGAGGAGUGCGAGGCUGGGGGGAAUGGACGGGGGGAGGAGGGGGAAGGGCGAGGGGCCGGGGCGGGACGGGUUCGCGCGGCUCGGUUCGCGGCUCUGA